CGGAUGUGUUCCUUAAUCGAUUAAAGCACCUUUAUUAAUCGAUUAAUAUCCAUGUUUUGGUUUAAUAAAGUCAGAGACUGCAUCUUUGUCUUCUUCGCCAAUCAUCUCUGCUGCGAAACCCUAGUCUCUGCUGCGAAACCCUCUUCGAUUUCCUCAACAAAUUCUUCACAAAUUCCUUCAAUUUUUUUUAAUUUUCACCAAACAUCAUCAAUUUCAAAGUGGAAGGAUGCCAAGGUGCAAGAACCCCACCUCGCGUCAAGAAUCGGCGGCGGAAGAAGGUGAGCGCCCAUGGCGUCGUGAAGGGAGCAAGUACAUCCACAUCCAAACCGGACUUGCAUUCGACACGGGAGAAUCAGCGGAAAGGUUCCACAACACCUUUCUCACGAAGGAGAUCGUCUCACGAAGAUUGUGCACAAGGACCUCUUCAAAUCGGCAACCUAUGCCCCGAGGAGACUCGCCAUCUCUCAUUUCCUAUGUUGACGGCAAAACCAUUUUCAUUGACGGUGCCGGUUUGACUUCUCUGUUUGGCCUUCGUCGAGGUGAAAUUACCGAAAACUUUGAUGAAACAUUCCAAGAUGAGGCAAUUUGGCGACAACUCGGGUUAGAUCAUCGUGACCUCAAGUUUAGAAAUUCUAGCAACCCGAGUGUCAUUAACCUCACUUUGAUUCAACGCGUCCAACAAUACAUCUUCUCCUAUGUUUUGUUGCCCCAUGAUUCGAACCAUGGCGUUGUUAACAAGGACGAUAUUCGUUUGUUUCACGUCCUGUUGAACAAUGUCAAAUUUGAUUGGGUUCACUUCUUUAUCGUUGCACUUAGUGAUGGAACUCGUUUUUCCCAUCUAUGUUUUGCCAUCCCCAUCAUGCAUAUCCUUGCUCAUUGCAAAAUAGACCUUACUCGGGACACUCAGGUGCCGGUCAAGAAGACUUGCUACAUCAAGGACACCAGGUUUUCCUGGAUCGUGUACCGUGAGGAGCGCGAUGCAGCACCAAAUCUGGACCUGGUAGUCGCAGACGAAGAAGAGAGCCAAAACGAGACUCAAGCCGAGUCAUCACAUGCCGAAGACUUAGGUGACUCAAGUCUUGUUGUUGUAAGAAAAGUUGCACAUUUGUCUAACACUCUCCGCAUGCAUGAGAAAGAGUAUGUGCUCGAAAAGCCCAUUCCUCCUGCCCCUCCCGCUAACGCCCUGAAAGCGGUUAAAGAUGCCUAUGAGAAACACAUUAAAGAUGACAACCAGGUUAGCUGUGUCAUGCUGGCAACCAUGACAACCGAGCUGCAAAAACAUCACCACUACAUGAAGGCCCACGACAUGAUCGUGGCCUUGCGGCAGCUAUACCAAGGGCAAUCCAGGGAUGGGCGUUUUCUUGUGAGUAAGGCUCUCUUUAGUUGCAAGCUCUCUCCAGGGAACCCGGUCGGUCUGCACGUUCUCAAAAUGAUUGGUUACAUAACCAAUCUAGAGAAACUCGAGUUCACCUUGCAGAAGGAGCUAGCAACGAACCUGAUUCUGCAGUUGCUCACUGAGUUGUACAAGGGGUUCGUCAUGAACUACAUGAUGCACGAUCUUGACAAACCCCUUCCGGAGCUUCUUAAGAUGCUCUAGACUGCAGAGGAGAACCUUACUAAGGGCAAGGGUG
Messenger RNA from Cuscuta campestris, 1631 nucleotides. The record is from the annotation of a GenBank genome assembly. Lineage: Eukaryota; Viridiplantae; Streptophyta; Magnoliopsida; Solanales; Convolvulaceae.